AUGAAUUCGCUGAACUUGUUAUCGGCGAAAGUUAUCGGCCAGCCAGUGGCUCGUUCGCGGGCCAAAUCGCAAAGCGAAGACCUGCGCCGGAAGCUGAGUGGAGAGUUGGUUAGAGGAAGGUCGCAUAGCGCGCAACAGGCUCCUGAGGUCAAGAGCGGGGAUGCGUCCGAGCUCGACGAACCUAUUAUCAAGGCUGGCAGUGACGAUGCCGAAACACCCGGUAUUGAGCCUGGGGAUGAGAAACAACUACUGCUUAACCAUGAGAAGAGGAGAGAAGAGUCUGGCUUCGGAAGCAAAUUACAUUCAAUCGUCAAGAGAAUUGCCGAUGCCAUUACCGCGAUACUAGCAACUAUUGGCAUGCCUGUUGUCUACGUUGCGAAAUGCUUUCGAGAUGAAUCUGGUCAAUAUUCAGCCCUUGUACCAUUCAAGCGCAAGAGAAGGAAGCUUACAACCAAAGAUGUCAGUAAACCCAAGCCUGAUGAGCUACCGGAAAAGCCGUACGAUCGCAUCACACGGGAGACGAAGCUCAAGCAUUCUUACUCGAGUGAUUCUUUGAGCUCUAUGAACUCCCUGCAGACCGACUCUGAUUCGGACAACAAAAGAAGAAAAGAACGCAAGGCAAAGAAGGUAGAGAAGCUGGAUGUUGAUGAUGGGGGUCAUAGACGUCGAUCGAGUCGUAUACGACUGCUUCAGCAUGAGGAUGUAACUCAAAGGCGGAAGUCAAGGCUUGCUGAUAGUGCUACAACUCCAGAUGGUGGACCUCUGACUGUUGACAACAUCAAAUCUCCCAUGUCAGUAGCGACUGCCAACAAGCUGCGAUAUCCUCAUGCUCCACAACCUCCUAGACCCCUAAUACCCAGACGUCAGCCGUCAUACUCUAACGUGGCAGCACAACUGUCAACACAUGCUCACAGACGGCUUUCGUAUACACCUCAUAUUCACCAGAAGACUCUGAUCCUCGAUCUGGACGAGACUCUAAUCCACUCCUUUGCGAAGGGGGGACGAAUGUCCUCCGGACACAUGGUCGAAGUCAAGUUGAAUUCGCCAGUCUACAACCCGGUCGCCCAAGCAGUACCUGGCCAACCCGCUCCACCUCAGCAAAUCAUUGGUCCUCAACACCCUAUCCUAUACUACGUCCAUAAACGACCUCAUUGCGACGAGUUUCUGAAAAAGGUUGCCAAAUGGUACAAGGUAGUCAUCUUUACUGCUUCAGUGCAAGAAUAUGCAGAUCCUGUGAUUGAUUGGCUAGAACAGGAGAAGAAGUUCUUUGCUGGAAGGUAUUAUCGGCAACAUUGCACGUUUAGAAACGGCUCUUAUAUCAAAGAUCUAAGCAGUAUUGAGCCUGAUCUCAGCAAGGUGAUUAUCCUGGACAACAGUCCAGUUUCCUAUGUCUUUCAUGAAGACAACGCUAUACCUAUUGAAGGCUGGAUCAACGAUCCAACGGACAACGAUUUACUUCAUUUGAUACCCCUUUUUGAAGCGCUGCAGUAUGUCACGGACGUACGAGCGCUUUUGGCUUUGAGACGAGGAGAAGCAGAUACAGGUGUGACAACUAGUGCUGCGGCAUAA
Messenger RNA from Lithohypha guttulata, 1569 nucleotides. RefSeq names its product Nuclear envelope morphology protein 1 (gene NEM1). Bases 1 to 1569 code for a protein of 522 amino acids. NCBI's taxonomy places the organism in Eukaryota, Fungi, Ascomycota, Eurotiomycetes, Chaetothyriales, Trichomeriaceae. The record is from RefSeq and is a predicted model, not a curated record. The transcript is spliced from 2 exons. Gene Ontology annotation, molecular function: phosphoprotein phosphatase activity.